GACCCGUGUGUAAUCCUCAGACAGAGAAACAACAGGAAGAGAGAGAGGAGAGGAGAGGAGCCGGCGACACAAAUAUUCAUUACAGAUCCUUAUAUAUCGCCGACAAUUUACGCAGCACUUUACAUAUAUAUUAUACAUUCACAUCAGAGAUAGAUUUUGUUUUAUAUUUUUAAUAAUAUACAUUGUAACGCAACAAUUUAUAGAUCGCAGGAGACAGAUACCACAGAUACAUUAUUACAUUGAUACAAUGAUUUACUGAUCGAUACCCGGAGCGACCCUUCAAUACCCGGAGCGACCCUUGAAUACCCGGAGCGACCCUUGAAUACCCGGAGCGACCCUUGAAUACCCGGAGCGACCCUUCAAUACCCGGAGCGACCCUUCAAUACCCGGAGCGACCCUUGAAUACCCGGAGCGACCCUUCAAUACCCGGAGCGACCCUUCAAUACCCGGAGCGACCCUUCAAUACCCGGAGCGACGCGCAGGCAGCGGCGGAGUUCAAGGCGGAACAACGAAGAUUAAAUGAACUGACCGCCGUCUGUAUCCUCCUCUCUACAUGACAGUGCAGGACAAUGGAGUCGGAUAUUAUAGACGCCUGGCUCAGAUCCUGGAGGCUGGAGGCUCCGCUGCCCCCCCAGAACUUUUCCGAUUGCCCCAAUGGCACUGAGUGGGUGUGGAACAUCUUCAAGGAAUGUGCGUCGGACGGGCGGGACGUGGCGAGCGUCCUACUGGGGCUCAUCUCCAUCCUGUGCUUCGUCUUCUCCUCCUUCCCGCAAUGCUACAGGUCAUGUAAGACGGGGAACAUGGACAAGGCUCUGUCUAUCUGGUUCCUGUUGGGGUGGCUGGCCGGGGACUCCUGUAACUUUGUGGGGGCCUUUCUGUCACACCAGCUGCCAAUUCAGGUUUACACAGCGAUUUACUACGUGGUGGCCGACUUCUUUAUGCUCUUCCUCUACAUCUACUACAAAUAUCGCAACCAGCAGACCAGCCCGUCUCUCAUCGUAAACGCCAUCGGUGGCUUUGCUCUGAUUGGCUCCGCCGCUGCUGUGUUCCAGCUGGGUGACUCUAGAUUGGCCGCCAUAGACUACCACAGCUCUCCCGGAGGACGGCACUUGCUCGCGGCCGACCAAUCUGAUGCCGAGGUUUGUAUGUUAUGGAGACCUAAAAUCUGAUUUUAGUGGAAGAAU
Rana temporaria (common frog) is the source of this 1184-nucleotide messenger RNA. RefSeq names its product solute carrier family 66 member 1 (gene SLC66A1). Lineage: Eukaryota; Metazoa; Chordata; Amphibia; Anura; Ranidae. The transcript is spliced from 5 exons. The record is from RefSeq and is a predicted model, not a curated record. The coding region runs from base 570 to 1169 and encodes 199 amino acids.